Myxocyprinus asiaticus (Chinese sucker) is the source of this 1243-nucleotide messenger RNA. Its product is annotated as enoyl-[acyl-carrier-protein] reductase, mitochondrial. Bases 173 to 982 code for a protein of 269 amino acids. The transcript is spliced from 8 exons. Gene Ontology annotation, biological process: fatty acid metabolic process. Gene Ontology annotation, cellular component: mitochondrion. The record is from RefSeq and is a predicted model, not a curated record. NCBI's taxonomy places the organism in Eukaryota, Metazoa, Chordata, Actinopteri, Cypriniformes, Catostomidae. Gene Ontology annotation, molecular function: trans-2-enoyl-CoA reductase (NADPH) activity.
AGAAGUACAAAGAUGUCUUCUGUGCCCUAUAGGUCUGACAGAUGAGUUCAGAUAGAUACUUACAUCUUUGAUAUUCAGGAAGGUCUUUCAAUGUUACUCAAAGAUAAAAACUAAAGAGAGACGGAUUGUUUCCUCAACACCACAGUCGGGUGUACACACAAGAGGAGCAGUCAUGGUCAUCAGAAGUUUGCUGCACAGAGCCGCUCGUGCAAGAAUCACACUACUGAGGGACCGACAGAAGAGAUGCUCUCGAAUCUGGAGAACGAUUCACCACUGCUCAGCUUUAGUUUACAGAGAACACUCACAUGACUUUGACACUGUGAGGAUGGAGCAGGUGUUGUUGCCUCCAGUGGGAGAUGGCGGUGUGAGGGUGCACAUGCUGGCAGCACCCAUCAAUCCUGCAGACAUCAACAUGAUCCAGGGUACAUACCCGAUCUUGUGUCCCCUCCCUGCAGUGGGCGGGAAUGAGGGUGUGGCAGAGGUGAUAGAGGUGGGCAGUGAUGUAACAGUGCUGAGGCCUGGUGAUUGGGUCCUGCCCAUAGAUGCUUGCUUUGGUACAUGGAGGACAGGUGCAGUGUGUGAAGAGGAUGAUCUGAUCUCUGUAUCUAAAGACAUCUCUCUGCUGGAGGCCGCUACAGUUUUCGUGAACCCCUGCACUGCAUACAGAAUGCUGCACGACUUUCAAACACUCACUCCUGGUUGUACUCUGAUUCAGAACGGCUCUAACAGUGCAGUUGGACAGGCUGUGAUUCAGAUCGCUGCAGCACUGGGCCUGAAAACAAUCAACAUCAUCAGAGGCAGGCCAAACUGUGCAGAGUUGAUUGAGGAGCUUCGGUCACUGGGAGCUGAUUAUGUCAUCACUGAAGAGGAAGUGAUGUCAUCAGGGCUUUGCCAAAUCUUUGAGGAAGUCCCUAAACCUAAACUGGGUUUGAACUGUGUAGGUGGCUUGAGUGGAGGACUUGUGUUGUCUAAUCUUGAGUAGGUUUCAUAUUUUGAAAGGAAUAGUUCAUCCAAAAAUGAAAAUUUCUAUAAUAAUUUACAGUACUCGAGCGGUAUGACUUUUUCUUCAACAUACAAUUAAAAAAAAGCAACCAGUGACCAGGUGCUUUCUAGCUCCAAAAAGGGAAAAAAGCACCAUAAAUGUGUAAGUCAAGUGACUCGUGUGCUAUAUACAGUGGCAAGAAAAAGUAUGUGAACCCUUUGGAAUUACCUACAUUUAUGUAUAAAUUUGUCUUAAAAUCUG